AUGAGAAGAAUAAAGAAAUACAAUAAGAGAGAAAAAAUAAAUAUUUUUCUCUUUUUUAUAAAAACAACUUUUUUUUUUGUUAUACUUUUGACACUAAAUUGUUCUAGCCAUAGAAAAUAUGGUAAAACGCGUGGUGAGAAAAAUGACUUUGGUGACGCCUUCGACUUACGGACCAGGUCUUUAGCAUUAAAAUAUGCUAACUCUAAUAACAGCCCCGUGUUUAAAACUCGUAUAGUAGAAGAAAUUACACCUGCUGGAUUUAAGAAGUAUGAUGAAAAUUAUGAAUCGAAACUUUUUAAAUUUAUGGAGAGCGUAGACAAUGGGAAAAGAGACUGUGAUGAAAAAUAUGAGGGGUCCAGAUACGGAUUCAGGGAGUCGUCUCCCUAUGAGGUGCCUUGGAAAGGGGGUUACCAAGGACCAAAUUUGAUUAAGUUAAGAAAUAAUUUCCCUAUGAGACUGAAUUUUUCUGAUGAUGGUGACGAUGAUGAAGGUUCAACUUCGCUGAUGGACUCGCUGCCAGGUUCACUAAGAGCGUGUGAGAGAAUGAUUUACGCCCCAAUGAAAAAGAUUCGAAAGAAGCCAAAAGAGGAGGUAAAGGAAGAACCAUCAAAAUACCCACUAAGGAAUAGCAUGUCUAAUGGAUUAAGGUUAUAUCAAAAGGGCGAAGAAGGGGGUGGUUACAAAUUAAAAAAUCAGAUACCGGGGGGGUUAAGAGAGGGUCGAAGGAGUGAAGAGUCACGGGGAGCUGAACUGAAGAACAAGCCAAAAGGAGGAUUGGAAGGGGGCGAAAAGGGGGAGGAUUCACCGGAAAAUGCAAUAAAAAGCAAGCCCAAAGGAGGGUUAACAGAUAGGGAAAGGGGGGAAGACCCACAAGAAAUUGCACUGAAAAGCAAGCCCAAAGGAGGGUUGAAAGAGGGGGAAAGGGAGGAAGACUCACAAGAAAUUGCACUGAAAAGAAAGACCAAAGGAGGGUUGAAAGAGGGGGAAAGGGAGGAAGACCCACAAGAAAUUGCACUACGAAACAAACCAAAAGGAGGACUACGUGGGGCUGAACGGGGGGAAGAAUCAAUGGGAACUGCUCUAAAAAACAAGCCAAGAGGAGGACUAAGAGAGGUAGAAUGGAGAGGGGAUUCACAAGAAAAUGCACUAAAAAAUACGCCAAAAGGAGGACUAAGAGAGGUGGGAAGAUGGGGGGACUCACAAGAAAAUUCACUCAAAAAUAAGCUAAAAGGAGGUCUAAGUGAUGACCAAAAAAUAAGCCAUUUGAGAAAUACUACCACAAAAGAUACACCUCAGGAUGUGUCAGAGCAUGAAGAAAUAGGCAAGUCAACUGACUUUUCCACGAAAUAUAAGCAUCAAAUUUUGAAGGAUAGUGAAGAAAUAGGCAAGCCAACUGACUUUUCCACGAAAAAUAAGCAUGAGAUUUUGAAGGACAGUGAAGAAAUGGACAAGCCAACUGACUUUUCCACGAAAAAUAAGCAUGAGACUUUGAAGGAUAGUGAAGAAAUAGAUAAGCCAACUGCCGUCUCUACAGUACUUACACAUCCUACUAUAAAGAAGUACGAAGAAAUAGACAGGUCUGAUGAAACUUACAACAAAUAUAGAUGCCCUACUAUGAGGGAUUAUAUAGAAGCUGAAAAGUCAUCUGACACUUCUGCAAAAUAUAAAUACUCUACCAUGAGAGAUUACCCAGAAACGGAAAAGCCAUCUGAUGCUCCUGCAAAAUAUAGAUACUCUACUGUGAGGGAUUUAACAGGAGGAGAUAAAGCGUCGAACAAUACCCCACAUAAUAAGUACGCAUAUGUGAAAGGCUUCUUUCAAUUAUUUAAUUCGUCAGACCCUUUGGAAAGUGAUAACGCUGCUACCACUACAGAGGAAAAGGUAGAGUCAACAAACGAUUCGGCGAGGAGUAACUCUCCGGAUGAACAAAAAGAAAAUGAAGAGAAGGAUGCCAUACCAAAUAGAGGAACGUAUCUCGUAGGUCCAGGUGUGUAUCACGAAAGGAAAACGAAAGAUCUCUCCCCUUUUGCCUCAGCGAUGAGCGGUUCCUCAGUAGGAAUCAGAAUAGACGAUAAAAGAGAUGAAUUGUUAAAUAGUGGGUCUGAGGGAACCUCUCCUGGUGUGCUAAAAGAGAAUGACAAAAAUGAUCAAACAGGAAGUCCUGCCCGAAGGGAUAGUUUCCCGAGUUCUGAGAACGUAAAUACUGGCAGGUACGAAGCGGUAAGAAUUGGCGCACCAGAGGGACCCUCAAAUGUGGUUAAAGGAAUCGAUGAAAGAGUUGAAUCAUCAAAUAUGAUUCCGGGGGGUAUUACUCCAAGUACGCAUUCAGAAUCUACAGGAGGGGUAGAUCUACAAAAUGUUUUAAAGGAUAAUAUCUCUACAUCUAUGGUUACACAUUCGGAAGGAAAAGUUGAGCUGCCAGGUGUAGCUGAUGAACCCAUGGAAAAAGUUCAGCGGCCAAGCGUUUUCCCUGAGAAUACCCCAAUUUCUGUAGUUACCCUUUAUGAAGGAACAGUUGAACUACCGAGUGUAGCUACAGAAUUGGAUAAACAAAUUGAGGCACCAACUGUAGCUGAUGAACCCAUGGAAAAAGUUCAGCCACCAAGUGUUUACCCUGAGGACGCCCCCAUUUCUGUAGUUACCCUUUCUGAAAAAAAAGUGGAGUCUUCCAUUAGCUCCCCGGUGAGCAAAUUCCCAACUGUCAUUAGCGAAACUGAUGAGAAGAAUGAGACACCUUCUGUAGCGGAUGAACCCAUGGAAAAGGUUCAGCCGCCAAGUGUUUAUCCUCAGGAUACCCCCAUUUCUGUAGUUACCCAUUCUGAAGAAAAAGUGGAGUCUUCCAUUAGCUCCACGGAGAGCAAUUUCCCAGCUGUUAUUAGCGAAACUGGUGAGAAGAUUGAGACACCAUCAGUAGAUAAUGAACCCAUGGAAAAGGUUCAGCCGCCGAGUGUUUAUCCUCAGGAUACCCCCAUUUCUGCAGUUACCCGUUCUGAAGAAAAAGCGGAGUCUUCCAUUAGCCCCCCGGAGAGCAAAUUCUCAUCUGUGAUUAGCGAAACGGAUGAGAAGAAUGAAACAUCGAAUGUUAAUAUUAGGGAUCAUUCUUUUGAAGAUUUAAACAAAGGUGAUAAAAAGGAAGAACCGUUAAAUGCUGCAAACCAUCUCGUAGGUCCAGGUGUGUAUCAUGAAAGGAAAACGAAAGAUCUGUCCCCCUUUGCCUCGGCGAUGAGCGGUUCUCCCAUAGGAAUCAGAAUAGAUGAUAAAAAAGAUGAAUCGUUAAGUAUAGGAACUGAGGGAGCCUCUCCUAAUGUGUUAAAAGAGCAUGAUAAGAAUAGCGCAACAGAAAAAGAAGGAAAUGCUGAAACCACAAAUGAUCUAACAAAGUCUGAAAAGAAAGAUGAAGUGCCAACUGGUUCCUGGAAACAUGCGUAUCCUAGUAUAGUCGAACCUGAUAAGAAAGACCCAUUUGCUUAUGCGACGUGGAAGUGCCUACACCCUAAGGUAAACGAAAUUGUUAGGAAAAAUCAAAUUUCAUAUUCGACAUGGCAAUAUUUAUAUCCAAAGAUAAGCGGAACUGAAAAGAACAAUCAGUCACCUUUUGCGUCGUGGAAAUAUACUUAUCCUAAGGGGAAGGAAUCCGAAAAGAUGGAUCAAAAAUCAAAUGCUACUUGGAAGUACCCAUCAUCUUCUUUUAAUGUGCAUCAAAGUGAAUCGGCAGGAACAAAUGCUGAGUCAAAUGAAAGUUCUCAGGUUAUAUUAGAAGAGCAAAGUAGGGAAAAAUCACCACCAACCAUUUCUUCAAUUGAUAAAUAUCCUGUUAUAGAAGAACCUGAAGAAUUGGAGUACGCACACGAAGGAGAUGAUGAAGAUGAAGAUGAAGAAGCUGAUGAGGAUGAGGAUGAAGGUGAAGGCGAAGACAAACAUGGAGCAUCGAAAGGUCGUUACCAGAAUAGGCUAAAUGAUUAUGCAACAGGUGAAAGAAAAAUAGGUAACGCAUCAAGAGAUAGAUAUCACCCUAGGGUAGAUGAUUAUGGGGAAGGCACAAACCAAGCUAAGUAUGCUGAACCGAAGGAUAAGUACAGCCACAGGAUUGACGCUUAUGAAGAAGAGGAGGAAGACGGUAAGUAUGAAGAAGAAACAGAGAAAAACCUACAUAAAUUAGAUGACUAUGAGGAAGACGCAGACCAAGAUAGGCAUGCCGAACCAAAAGCUAAUUACCUACAUAGAUUAGAUGAUUACAAAAGAGAGCAUGGAGAGGAAGAAGACACAUAUGAACAUGAAGAGUCAAAAGAUGAAUAUCACCAUGAAAAUGACCAUUAUGAAGAGUACCAAGAUGGGCAUGAAGCAUCGAAGGAUGAGCAUCGCGGUGGAUUAGAUGAUUUGGGGGAAGAUGGGCGUAUAUAUGAAGAUCCAAGAGAUGGAUACCAUCACAUGUUGGACGACUAUGAGGGAGAUCAUGAGGAGGAACAACACACAGAAGGGGUUGAAGAGUCAGCAAAUGAUUACGACCAUACGGUAGAUGAUUAUGAGAAGGAACAUGAAGGGGAAGAACACACAGAAGGGGUUGAAGAGUCAGCAAAUGACUACGACCAUACGGUAGAUGAUUAUGAGAAGGAACAUGAAGGGGAGCACAUAGAAGGGGUUGAAGAGCCAGCAAAUGAUUACAACCAUACGUUAGAUGAUUAUGAGAAGGAACAUGAAGGGGAGCACAUAGAAGGGGUUGAAGAGUCAACGAAUGACUACGACCAUACGUUAGAUCAUUUUGAGAGGGAACAUGAAGGGGGAGAGCACAUGGAAGAGUUUGAAGCGUCAAGAGAUGACUAUGACCACAGAUUGGAUGAUUAUGAGAGACAUCAUGAAGAGGAUGAAAUAGAACAAAGGUAUGAAGAAUCGAUAGAGAGACAUCCUGAUGGGUUAGGAGAAACUGUAGAAGGGGAACAUGAAGAGGGGGAACAUGAAGAGGAGGAACAUGAAGAGGUAGAAAUUGUAGAGGGAGAUCUUGAAGAGGAGGAACAUGAAGAGGCAGAAAUUGCAAAGAGAGAAAUUGUAGAGGAAGAACUUGAAGAGGGGGAACAUGAAGAGGGGGAAAUUGAAGAGGGAGGAAUUAAAGAGGGAGAACUCGGAGAGGGAGAAACUAUAGAGGAAGAACACGAAGAGGGAGAACUUGAAGGUGGAGAAACUCUAGAGGGAGAACUUGAAGAUGAGCUUGGAGAAUCGACAAAUGAUUCUGAAUCUAAAAGUCCUUCAAAUGAUUUAGAAGACGCGGAAGAGUCAGAGGAUAAAGAAGAAACAAGCCAAACUAAGCUUAAUGUCUUAACGAAAAAUAAGGAAAAGACCAAAGGAGCGAAUUCAAAGAGAGAAGCAUCUUAUAAAAAAAAAUCAAAAGGCAAAUCAAGUAGUUCAAAGGAACUCUCCGAAGAAGAGUCAGAUGAAGAGUCUGAUGAAGAGGUAUAUACGAUUGGUUCAAAUUCGUCACUAAUUAAAAAGGACAAAACUAGUAAAAAGGAGGAAAAGAAGGACAAAAAGAAGGAUAAAAAAAAAAAGAAAAAGAAAAAGAAAAAGAGAAAGAAAAGGAAAUACAACUGUUGUCUAUUAUUUUGGUUAUAG
This is a messenger RNA of Plasmodium vivax (malaria parasite P. vivax), 5604 nucleotides long. RefSeq lists its product as hypothetical. Lineage: Eukaryota; Apicomplexa; Aconoidasida; Haemosporida; Plasmodiidae. The transcript is spliced from 2 exons. The record is from RefSeq and is a predicted model, not a curated record. Bases 1 to 5604 code for a protein of 1867 amino acids.